AUGCCGGAGGAACGCAAUAAGGACGCAAGAGGACGCAAACGACUAUGUUGUCCAAACUGCGACUUCAUUGCGUCCUUGCGGCGUCUAUUGCGACCCUACUUCGACUAUGGUAUUCCGAAUGCGACCCCAGUGCGUCUUAAAGGACGUAUUAAGGACGCCCCCCCGGUUAUUACUUUGCUACCUUCUACCGGAAGUUCCAUCAACGACGGUUUGCAGGCGGCCGCGGCGGCUCUCCAUACGUUCAGUGUGACCGACAGCGACGACCUUGUCACGAGCUCCAUACAAGCGCCGGAAGCCACCUUUUUUGAAGUGGAAGCCGCUACUAGCCCAGCACCGACAUUUGUGACUGGAAUUCCCGGAAAUUCCACUGACGUCUCAGACGACAUCGUGAUUGCGACGUCAUUGGGGAAGUUCACAACUACGGACCCGGAUACGACGUGUUCUGUGACGUCACCUGUGACAACAGUCUAUGAGAUCAGAAAAAUUGCGUCACCGACCGAUCCCCAGAAACCAGAGUUCGAAGUGUGGAUCAGUAACGCCGUUACCCAGGCGUCUAUCGACUUCAAUGACCAGGCUGUUCCGCUGCCGCUAACAAUCAAGUGCACAGACGGAAACGUUGUCAAUGACAUCACGGGGACGUUUAACGUCAACAUCGUCGACUCGCCACCGGUAUUCACCGCACUGCCUGCGACCGGAACUAACAUUUUCGACGGUCUCAAACACGCCACCGAGACCCUUCACACGUUCAGCGUCAUCGAUAGCGACGACACCGUUAUGUGCUCUGCAAGAUCGCCGGAAAACGACCUUUUUGAAGUGGGCGCCGGCGUUGCACCAAGUAAUAAACUGGGAAAAUCUAUAACAAUUAGAACCUCGUUCUGGGUAAACUGA
This is a messenger RNA of Dreissena polymorpha, 888 nucleotides long. RefSeq lists its product as uncharacterized. The transcript is spliced from 6 exons. The record is from RefSeq and is a predicted model, not a curated record. Bases 1 to 888 code for a protein of 295 amino acids. Lineage: Eukaryota; Metazoa; Mollusca; Bivalvia; Myida; Dreissenidae.